Siniperca chuatsi (mandarin fish) is the source of this 7396-nucleotide messenger RNA. RefSeq names its product signal-induced proliferation-associated protein 1. NCBI's taxonomy places the organism in Eukaryota, Metazoa, Chordata, Actinopteri, Centrarchiformes, Sinipercidae. Gene Ontology annotation, cellular component: cytoplasm; Golgi apparatus; plasma membrane. The record is from RefSeq and is a predicted model, not a curated record. Gene Ontology annotation, molecular function: GTPase activator activity. Gene Ontology annotation, biological process: epithelial cell morphogenesis; establishment of epithelial cell polarity; activation of GTPase activity.
AAAAGCUAGACAGGAAGAAGCCUCAUACCUUAUUGAGAGCGACAAAAGGUUUCAGCUUGAGUUGAUUGACGUGAGUUUGGUCAAAGAUAGGACAUCAGCGACAAAUGAUGACAGAAACUGGCUGAUCUGUACCUGAAAAAAAAUCCACUUUGUUGGUGGCCAGUGGACCAGACCAAAAGGGAAGCAGCACGCACUGAAGAGUGCAGACAAAUGGAUGCCAUGUUAGAUGGGCUGAUAGAGACAGAGCCUCUCCUACACAGAGGACCGAGAGUCGGGCUCCAGUGAUGAUCCUCUCAUCCUUACUCCGCAGGAAGGAGCAACCCGCAACUGGAGUACCACCAAAACAUACAUCUGCACACCUGGACGGACCCCUGCAACGAGACACAGCUGCAUAUUCUUCUCAGUCUUCUUCAUUUACACUCUUUAAGAACUCAUCGACUUGUGAUAAAGUGUGGCACCUUACAGAGGCAUCUUUGAGAGCCCAAGUACUGAGAAAGUUCAUCUUUCAACCAUCUUAAGUGGUGUGAAUGAGGAAUUUUUUGCUUUCUCUCACAGGGGUUUUUCAUCUUUGUGCACAUUGUUCCCAUUUCACACAAGCACCGUAGAGUUCAGAACAGAAAUUUAACUGGGAGAACAGAAAGUUCUGGAUCAGAGUGGAGAAGAGAUCGUUGAACUCGCUUUCUCAGGCACCAUGCAGUCAGAUGACCUCUUCAUCCGCAAGUUUCGCCGUCAGAACAUGCGGCCGCCUAUUGCCACCGUCAAUUUUGACUCCAAACGGGAAGCAAGUGUAGUGGAGUGGCCGCCCAGGAGGGAGGGUGAUGAUGGAGACAGCCUCACUCCGAGCCGUGUGGGGCUGAACUUGAGAUCGGUGGGCCGGGGCCACAUCAUGCAGAGAAGUAACAGCGAUGUAACCUUAGGAGACUUGGACUCCUCCGGGAAGGCAGGGGGCAAAGCAGCUCGGGCGGUUGGUGAGAAGGUGGGUGCAGGGGCUCAGGCGGACUCAGGUGUGCUGCUACACAGGGAAUAUGGCAGCUUGUCCUCACUGGAGAGACAGAUUCAAGCCCAGGAACUGAGCACAGACGACCAGGGGCCCCUGAGUCCAAAUGCACUCCGCUUCAAAGACCCUUUCCUGCUUUUAGGACUCCAGGGCAACCCACCAGAGCCUGAUGGAUUCUUUCGGGGACUGUCUCUUUCCACAGGGGACUCCCCAAAACCUGCCAAGCCGCCGAAGCCUGAAGGUCUAAGUAAGAAGACCAAACCUGUGCCCCCUCAGAUUCCUCAACCAGGUCCGUAUGACAACAUUGGGGGCGGAGCCUGGGUGAGGAACUUUGCCCACUACGAUGUUCAGAGCAUCCUGUUUGACCUCACCGAGGCAGCCACAAACAGAGACAGCAUUGGACGGAAAAAGAAUAUCACCUCAGGGGCUUCAGCUGCCUCCCAGCUACGCCCCCUCUCCCAAGCCACCCCGUCCUCACCUGCACAGGGUGGGGGAGGCAAUGGGGGGAAUGCAGAUGACCCUGAGCAGUCGCUGCUGCUGGACGAAGGUGAUGGCAAUGACAAUGAGCUCCUGCUCAGCUGCCCCCACUUCCGCAAUGACAGGGGAGAAGAGCAGGUGGGUCUGGAUCGAUCCCAGGAGAGGCGAGGACUCUGGUCGAGCCUCCGUACCCCCAAUGAUGCAGUGUCGGUCCUGGAGGAGCCCAGAGAGAGUCAUGUCCAACAGCAGGGCAAGAGCAACUACUUUAUAGAGCAUGCAGAUCUGGGAGCCCAUUACUAUCGCAAAUAUUUCUACAUGAAAGAACACCAGAAUUUCUUCGGCAUGGAUGAUCGCCUCGGUCCAGUGGCCAUCAGUUUCCGUCGAGAGGAGAAAGAAGGAUCGAGCGGAGCUCAGUACAAUUACAGAAUCAUCUUUCGUACCACAGAGAUGAAGACACUGCGAGGUUCCAUCUUUGAGGAGUCAGUGCCUUCUGCUGCUCGUCACACAACCCCUAGAGGCUUGUCUCCCAAAAGGCUGCUGGAGUUCAUCAUGCCUGAGCUGAACCUGCACUGCCUUCGCUUGGCCUCAAACUCCCCCAAGGUCCGGGACACCCUGCUGAAGCUGGACGAACAGGGGCUGAAUUUCCAGCGAAAGGUUGGGGUGAUGUACUGCCGGGCAGGGCAGAGCUCAGAGGAAGACAUGUACAACAACGAGAGCUCGGGGCCGGCGUUUGAGGAGUUUCUGGAUCUGCUUGGGGAGCGGGUGCGCCUGAAGGGCUGGGAGAAAUACCGAGCUCAGCUAGACAACAAGACGGACUCAACUGGGACACAUUCCCUCUACACACGCUACCAGGACUAUGAGAUUAUGUUUCAUGUGUCCACUAUGCUGCCCUACACAGCCAACAACACACAACAGUUGCUGAGGAAGCGACACAUCGGUAACGACAUUGUGACGAUCGUGUUCCAGGAGCCAGGCGCACUGCCCUUCACUCCAAAGUCCAUCCGCUCCCAUUUCCAACACGUCUUCAUCAUCGUUCAGGUUCAUGAGCCCUGCACUGACAACACCUAUUACAGGGUGGCUGUGACACGCUCUAAAGACAUGCCAUUAUUUGGCCCACUGUUUCCUAAGGGCGCUCGAUUCCCUCGCUCGCUUGCCUUCAGAGACUUCCUCCUGGCAAAGGCAGUGAAUGCUGAAAAUGCUGCAGAGAAGUCAGAGAAGUUCCGCUCCAUGGCCACCCGCACACGGCAGGAAUACCUGAAGGAUCUGGCUGAAAACUAUGUGACCACCACACCCAUCGACUCCUCCACCAAGUUCCCCCUGCUCUCUCUGGGAAGCAAGCGCAAAGACAAGCUGAAGGGCACCAAAGGGGCUGAGCUGCACAGUGCCGGGGCUCUGGUGUGGGCCGUGAUGGUCAACAGCGGAGAUGAAGGGGAGGCAGGAGAGCACAGGCUCCCCUGUCUGCUCGGGGUGUCAGCUGAGUCGGUGGUGCUCAUUGAGAGGUGCACACGCAGGGUGGUGUUUAACUGCUCCUGUCGAGAUGUCAUCGGCUGGAAGGCAGUAACAGAGACUAAGGAGGGGGGGCCCUGCCUGGAUAUCUUCUAUGAGCGCGGGGAGUCAGUGUCAAUCAGUGUGAUGGAGAGCCAGACAGAGGAUAUACGAGAGGUGGUGCAGAGGCUAGAGCUGGUUACCCGGGGCUGUGAAGCUUUUGAGGUCACCCCCCUGCGUGAUGGAGUCGGGCAGCCCGGCUUCCUGAUGAACGAGGAGGGCUUUGUGACGGAGCUGCAGCGGUUCUGUUACGCUGAGAGCGGAGGCCUGCAGCUGUGGGCUCGUGUGGUGCGGCUGUGCGGACACUCGCUGGUUCACCUGACCACCGAGGAGAGGACCAAGCUGCUCCGCACUGCGCACAAGAUCCACAUCACUGUCAUCCCACCGGACGAAAACGGCAAGCCUCGCAGAAGUUUCUCUGAGCUGUACCAGAAAGCCAUCAAGGAUGCAGAGUGUAAGCCCGGUGAGGAUCAGUCCGGAGAGGCCUGGGUGCUGGACGAGAGGGAAGAAGCAGAGGAGGAAGAGGAGGAGGAGGAGGAAAAGGAGGAGGAGGAGGAGGAGGAGGAAGAGGAGGAGGUGAGGGAGGACAAGCUGAAGGCGGGUGGGGUCAUUGAAGCGGACAUAAUGGAGGUGCAGGUGGAGGCCGAAGAGGGCGAAGGGCAGUCGUGUGAUAAAGGGCAAAGUGAGAGAAGUCAUGGCUCGCUCCUCACACCGCCCAGCUUGCCUUUGUUACGGGCCACUUCUCUGCAGGACCAACCAGCCAAUCAGAGCCAGGAAGGCAGCGCCUCGCAGCUCACACGCAGCUGCUCUUUGGAGAGACAGCCGUCCUACAGGGAUACGUGUGAUGGGCACGUGUACGACAACGUGGGGCUGAAGGGGGAACGCCACAUCUAUGAGAACGUCGGCGAGCUGAGAGACGCCACACCUGAUCUGAUCCUGGCUGUCAAACCCAAGGUUCCCCUGGAGGACGAACAGUUCAUGGGGGCUGAUUUUGGUGAUGACAAAGCUUCGGCCAGUGACUCGUCUUCCCGGCUGUCAUGUGUCGACCGAGCUGAAAGAAAUUCACGAGCCCUAAGUCUUCAUAACUCCAUUACCAAGAUUCUCUCAGAGACGACAGAUUCGACUGAGGAGGAGUGGCAGUCCAUCGCUGACCUGGCCACAGCCUGCCGCAGCAUCCUGGAGGCGUUGUCACGAGAGGACCGUAAAGCCGGAGACCCCUCCCAAGCAGGAGACCAGACAGACAGCAAGCUGAAAGACUCAAAGGAGAGUGACUCUCCAGGCCACCUAGAAGAGAAAGUAUCGCAGCUGGAGGCCAUGCUGAGGAAGCUCCAGGAUGACCUGCAAAAGGAGAAAGAGGACAAGGCGGUGCUGCAGGCCGAGGUGCAGAGCCUCAGGCAGAACAACCAACGGCUGCAGGAGGAGUCGCAGAGCACAGUGGCUCGCCUCAUCAAAGUCACCGAGCUGCUGUGCAACGUCAACAAGCCCUGUUAGCUCCACCACUGCACGCACAAACACACAAAUCAGCAGAAAGAUACAAAUCGUACAACAUGCUUGUGCGUUCAGUAUUCUUAUUUUGUUCAUGCAUAUUUGCAAAACCAGACACAUGCACACAUAUUCUCUUCAAUCUGUGUAUUACCACAGUCUCAAUCCUGAAUCCUGGACCUGUCUGUUGGUGGGGAAGUAUGCAAAUCUGAUGAAAAAGAAAAAAAUGACAUUUUCAACAUCCCAUGACCUUCAUAGACUGACCAAUGUGCAGCUCUCAGGCUGCUGUGUUGGUAUACUAUGCCAGAGUGCUUCUCCUGGUGUAUAUGAUACAGUAUGUGCGUGGAUAUGUGCCGUAUGUGUGCGUGCGUGUGUGUGCAUCUGUAUGUGUUCAUCUCUUACUGUACCUUGCUUCAAAUACUUGACAAGCUGGGCUGAAUAGCACUUGCAUAAAAAAGGGGCAAUUAAGACUGAGAGACACUGUAUAGCAUGUUUGGUAGUGUCUUAUUUGAAAUGACCAAAAGUGUAUAUAUAUAUCACCAAUAAUAUAUGUGAACAGUAGUAUUGCUAUCCUCUCUGCCAGACUGUGUAGUUGCAAUGUGUGAGUGUGGUCCUGCCUGGCGCUGAUAGUGUGGAAGGCCUAGAAACAAAACACAAGAAAAAAAAGGGAACAUGACAAUGACAAGCCUGCAGGCAGCCUUCUACUUCAAAAGACGUAAUGAUGCUAACUGACUCCCUCAGAGCAAGGUCUGUUACGUAAGGACAUCAUUCUCUGCCCUCUUCACUUCUCAGUAGUACUGUAUUUAAGAAAUUCUGGAGUUAAUUUUAAAAAAGAAACAUAAAUGAAAAGGAUGUAAACUGGAAAUGUAAAAAAAAGAAAAAAAGAAGAACAACUGAGCAUGCUUGUUCCUCCUGGAAGUAUGUAUGAAAACAAUAUUGAAGUGAUACUGAAAAGGGUCAUACCUCUCCUGAAGACACAGACAAUGGCAGGAAACAACUGCUUCAGUUUCCUUCCAUGAUUGCCUGUAGCUGUUUUCUUCUAACCUCACUAUUGUAGCAGCCAUACUGUAGAAGAUCUCCUGCUGGCCUGAACCACAAAAUGCCAAAAGGCAGCUUUUCUUUCAGCUGGCAAAAUAGCUUUAGGUGUCUGAAUAAAACACCUUGAACUAAUAGUGAAAUACAGAAUAUUGUAUUUAAAUAUGUUUUGUGUUUAGCGGAUGUCUACAGUGACUAUUUUGGGUAAUUGUUUAGUAUGGCUUUUGAGUGGUAGCGGUAAGGACAGAAAUCUUACCAUUCCACCCUGAUGUGUGUUUGUGUGUUUCUGUGUCGUUCUUGCACUUUUUAAAUUUUUUAUUUGUAAAAUUAGCCCUGGACAGAGCACAUACUGUACUUUAUUUAGCCUGCCCAGGUUAUGUCUUGCUCAACAUAAGAAGGUGGAUAAGAUCACAUCCCCCUGACACCACCUUACCUCACCUUUUUGUGUCCACUGCUGAUGGCGCCAAUAACAAACAAGUUCAGAGGAGUCGGACUGCUUCUCCUCAGUGCCAACAAAAAAGCCCAGGCAGCUCUCCUGAAUCCCACCGAAAUCAGACAGAACUCACUCGACCACAAACUAAACUCCAACUACAAACUCUAAACUCCGACAAAAAGGGAUGCCAAACGUUCGCCAGUCACUCGGACUCUGUUUCUUGUACAAACUUCCUCUUGUAAUUUUAUUUUAGAGUCACUGUGAAUACCUGGUACCAGCAUAUUAAGAUACAGUAUAUACAGAUUAAAUUAUGAAUUUAAACUUUAUCAGUAUGUGAAGAUACUGUAUGUACAGCUGAACUGUUCCAUGUUACUUAGUGCAUUGGGUUGUGUAUGCCCUCCUUUUGCAGGAUGAUUAUGCAGACAAGUGUUAAUUGUGGCCAUGCAGGCUCCUGUUUCAUCUCCUGUACAUGCUGAAGCCUCAUGACUGAACAGGGAAAACAUUGGUGUGAGAAGACCUGUUUUACUGUGUCUUGUAUAGUUAUUUAGAUUGUAGGAGGUUGGUCAAGCAUGAGAAUGUGCCAAGCAACUUCCAAGCUCCCCUCUGUAUGUGUGUAUGUAUAAAAAUGUAACUUAUUAAUCAUGCAAAUGUGGAUUUUCUUGUAGCUAUUUAAACUGGAGGGAAGUCUUGAGGAAAGAAAUGUGAAAUAGGGCAGAAAGGAAAUGUGGGCUUGGUUAUAAAUUUUAGUUUCUUUUGUAGAAAACCAACAACCAUGAUAUGACAUGACAAUACUAUCUGCAAAUCUUGCGUAAUGUGACUAUGGUUCUUAUUAUCAUUCUAGUAUUGAGCUAUUUCAGCCAUAGCUCUUACGUAUUUAAUAAGGUCUUAAAACACCAUUAGGUACGCCUUAAUGAGUGAAACUCUUCUUUAAGAAUGGACGGUCAAACUGGUCUUACUGGUGUUAUGUGAAGGCUUAUUUCUCUGACUUUGUGCCUACCUGAAAAUGUAAUGUAUGUUAACCCAGCGUAGUGACCUCAUUUCUUUGUCUUUGGUUGCACUUACUGAGGUUUUUUAGUGGCAGAUGAAAGAUUUUCUAAGAGACCGUCGCAACAUCUGGUCUUUCAUCCGCUGUGCGAGGAAAAGUCAUUGAGUAACACAUGAUCUGACAGAAAAGAUAAUAAUAAUAGAUGUGUGUUGUUGGUCUGAAGAAUCACUGAAGCUCAAUGAGUACCACCGAUUGUUCAAAGAAGCAAACCGACAAAUAUAUGAUGAUUUUUAAAGGAGAAUUAAAAGGAAAAGGGUGCUUAAAAUGACUGAUGAUGCAUUGAAAUCAAGUUUAAGUUGAAAUGAAUGUGUUGAAUGUCGUAUGCUUCACCUAAGGGAUGAUUAUUUUGGUAUUUAAAAAUAAAUUGUCUCAGAAAAUCCAA